This is a messenger RNA of Rosa chinensis, 1404 nucleotides long. RefSeq names its product cytochrome b561 and DOMON domain-containing protein At5g35735-like. The record is from RefSeq and is a predicted model, not a curated record. The transcript has 3 exons. The coding region runs from base 33 to 1253 and encodes 406 amino acids. Lineage: Eukaryota; Viridiplantae; Streptophyta; Magnoliopsida; Rosales; Rosaceae.
UGCAGAGAAUUUCCUCCCAACCGUACUCCAACAUGUGCUGGUGUGCAUUAAUUCUCGUACUGACCUUGUCCUCCUCCUCUCUCGUCACCACUGCUCAUAAGAGAGCCAAUAUUUGUACUCCCAUCAACCCCAUGAACAUCACCAACUGCAAGAAACUACUCACUUUGGGAGCUGAACUCGGCUGGAACAUCCACAACGAAACCCACAUUGACAUCUUGUUCACCAUUCCAAUAUCUAUGGACGACACACCAAAAUGGGUCGCCUGGGGUGUGAACCCGCGUCGGAAAAGGCCGCGGAUGAUCGGAACCAGGGCCAUUAUCGCCGUUUCACAGGCCAACGGGACUUUGAAGGUCAGCAGAUACAACAUCACCAGUGACACCAAGCUGGGAUGUCGUUUGCAGCCUCUGGAGCCUUCCAAAGAGUUCGAAGAUGUCGUCGUCCAAAACAUGACAGGUGAUGUGAAACCUAACAGAUACAUGUCAAUUUUUGCGACGCUAAUUUUGCGUCCAGAUUUAGCUGCGUACGACAUUGCAAGGUUGAACCAUGUGUGGCAAGUUGGGUAUGAAGCUGAUGAGGUUGCUCUGGAGCCUAAGAUGCACCCGACGGCUCUCCAGAACGUGGAUAGCACAGAGACUACAAACUUGCACAGUUGGAAAGGUAUCAGCAUUGGACAUCGCCGGCAACAUCUUAGAACCGUGCAUGGGAUUCUGAAUACUGUGGGAUGGGGAACAUUGUUGCCCUUUGGAGUGAUUAUAGCGAGGUACUGCAGAAGAUAUCCCUUUCAAUGUACACAUUGGUUUUUAUGGCACGUCUCUUGUCAGAUCGUUGGUUACAUUCUCGGCACGAUUGGUUGGGCAAUCGGAAUAUGGCUCGGAAAUGCUUCCAAAGAAUAUCACUUCCACACUCACAAUAUUCUCGCCAUGUUCAUAUUUGCAUUUACAACAUUACAAAUGAUUGCUCUGCGUUUAAGGCCAACGCCAACAGAUGAUUACCGGAAAUACUGGGACAUGUACCAUCAUUUUCUGGGCUACGCACUUUUGGCUGUGAUCAUAUUGAAUAUAUUCCAUGGCAUUGCCAUUUUGAAGCCAGACAAAACCUGGCUAUGUGCUUAUAUUGGAAUCCUUGCAGUGCUUGCUUCCAUCACAUUGGGUUUGGAGAUUUAUACUUGGUAUAAAUUCAUGAAAUCCAAAAUGAGGAGACCAAACACUCCCGGAGAAGUUCAACCUGUUAGUAGUCAGUCUCAGACCUCUUAGGGCAGGUGUAUUUGUUCAUCAGGAAAUUCGGCAAAUUUUCCACUCUUAAGUCGCAAUUCACCUACAUUGCUAUCUACUAAAUCGUUUUAUUUUUUUCCGAUUCUAUUUUCCACUCUGGCUUGGAUUUUAAAUCAAUUAGCCAAUCUUAUGU